This is a messenger RNA of Oryctolagus cuniculus (rabbit), 2597 nucleotides long. It is a transcript of the gene NDRG3, whose product is annotated as NDRG family member 3. NCBI's taxonomy places the organism in Eukaryota, Metazoa, Chordata, Mammalia, Lagomorpha, Leporidae. The record is from RefSeq and is a predicted model, not a curated record.
GCAGGAGCGGCGCGCCUGCGCGGCCCCGGCAUCCUCAGCGCGCCUGCGCGGCCGCAGCGCCUCCCCCGCCCCUCUCGCCGCCGCCGCCGCCGCCGCCGCUGCUGCACUGACGGCGGGUGCCCGCGCCUCAGAGUUACUAGUCUACUCUCGCUUCACCUCCACUCGUAGCCGGCCUCAUGGAUGAACUUCAGGAUGUGCAGCUCACGGAGAUCAAGCCACUUCUCAAUGACAAGAAUGGUACUCGAAACUUCCAGGACUUUGACUGUCAGGAACAUGACAUAGAAACAACUCAUGGUAUGGUCCAUGUCACUAUCAGAGGCUUGCCAAAGGGAAACAGACCAGUUAUACUGACCUACCAUGAUAUUGGCCUCAACCAUAAGUCCUGUUUCAAUGCAUUCUUCAACUUUGAGGAUAUGCAAGAGAUCACCCAGCACUUUGCUGUCUGUCACGUGGAUGCCCCAGGCCAACAGGAAGGUGCACCCUCUUUCCCAACAGGGUACCAGUACCCGACGAUGGAUGAGCUGGCUGAAAUGCUGCCUCCUGUUCUCACCCACUUAAGCCUGAAAAGCAUCAUUGGGAUUGGAGUUGGAGCCGGAGCUUACAUCCUCAGCAGAUUUGCACUCAGUCAUCCAGAGCUCGUGGAAGGCCUUGUGCUCAUUAACGUGGACCCUUGCGCGAAAGGCUGGAUUGACUGGGCAGCUUCCAAACUCUCAGGACUGACAACCAAUGUUGUGGACAUUAUUCUGGCACAUCACUUUGGGCAGGAAGAACUGCAGGCCAACCUGGACCUGAUUCAAACCUACAGAUUGCACAUUGCCCAAGAUAUCAACCAAGAAAACCUGCAGCUUUUCCUGGGCUCCUAUAACGGACGUAGAGACCUCGAGAUCGAAAGACCUAUUCUGGGCCAAAAUGAUAACAGAUUAAAAACACUGAAAUGUUCCACGUUACUGGUGGUAGGAGACAAUUCACCUGCUGUUGAGUCUGUGGUCGAAUGCAAUUCUCGCCUCAACCCCGUCAAUACAACUUUGCUGAAGAUGGCAGACUGCGGGGGCCUGCCCCAAGUGGUCCAGCCUGGGAAGCUCACGGAGGCCUUCAAGUACUUUUUGCAGGGAAUGGGCUACAUCCCGUAUGUGCAGCUCAGUCACCUGAGCACCGAGUCAGUUCCGUCUGCCAGCAUGACCCGGCUCGCCCGAUCGCGCACCCACUCCACCUCGAGUAGCAUCGGCUCUGGAGAAAGCCCCUUCAGCCGCUCCAUCACCAGCAAUCAGUCAGAUGGAACCCAGGAGUCCUGUGAGUCCCCCGAUGUCCUGGACAGACACCAGACCAUGGAGGUGUCGUGCUGAGCAGACACUCCUCCACUGGACCCCGCACGGCCACCCUCUUCAGAUGCCCACUCCGUAGUACAUUUCGCCCCACGAGCUGGCCUCUGCUCUCUGACCCAUGCAUGGCCACUGAACCUCUCUAGUAGCCAGGUGUGUCAUUCCUCCCGCCCAGCGCCUCCCUCUUUUGUAAUGUACCAAGGACCACGCCCAUGCCGUCGCUGUACCAUUCCGACAUCUUUAGCCGAUCCAAGCGCCACAUCUUCUCUUGCCAGCUUUUCCCUGUGCUCCCUCAACUAUGUAAGCGAUAAGAUUCUCUAAUCCCACUCGUGUGUGUGCGAGCACGCGUGUCUGUGUGUGCAUAGUUCUGUGAUUUUAGACAUGCUUUCUCGUAGCGCUUCUGCAGAACACAGAAAAGGGACUUCUUUUGCAUUCUCAGUGUUGUUUUUCAGGGAAGUGUGUGAAACGUUGCUAGGUGAGUAGGCCUAGAAUUCGCAACUCGGUUUCGGGAGAGAGCAGUUCAGAGGACGCGGGAGAUCCAGAUCACUGGGACCAGUAGUGGGAGAGUGCCUGUCCCGUGGGGAGGCAGGCAGGUGGCCAUCCCCUCCUCUGUCUAACUGGAUGCACGUGUGCUGUUCUCUACACAAAAGGGAGGGGUGCAUCCCACUAGAAAGCCAUGGACGCUGAGGUCCUGAUACGACAAGGAGUAGGGAGUGUGGCUUACUGACGGCCUCUCAGCACAGGAAAGCCAGGAGCAGGAUGUUAGGCCUGCUCUCCGCAAGUGCUCACCAGACAGCCACACGUCCACAGAGCACCUGCCAGGCUGUGGUGGACACUGGCUCUCCAUCCCUCCGCCCCAAAGCAGGGAGAGGUGUGGCCUAAAACUCGAGUAGAUGGGGAGGCGAAGGUGAGGAGAGACCAGCCACAAGCGCGGUCACGCGUGAUAUGCCGCAGACGUCAUGGAACCCACCUCAGAGAGAUCCUGAAUCCUGUGAGCUCCCUGUUCUAGGAGGGAAGGGGCCCGUCCGGAGGGGCUGCCCCGUCCGCUGUUACGGGAGGGGCCAAAGCCAGCCAGAGAGGACUGCUGGGACGAGGGGAAAGAUCCGCGAGAGCAGCUGCCGGGAGCGUCCGCUGUCCGCUCGGGCCACACGGACCUGGACCUCGGGAAGGGGCUUCUCAGACGCACUGUCUGCUUUCUGCCGAGAUAGGAAUGCGUCGCUCUGCCAGAGUGCAACUUUUUACUGAUUGUUAAAUAAAGCUGUACACGUCUCCUUGUUA